This is a messenger RNA of Fulvia fulva, 288 nucleotides long. RefSeq lists its product as uncharacterized. The record is from RefSeq and is a predicted model, not a curated record. NCBI's taxonomy places the organism in Eukaryota, Fungi, Ascomycota, Dothideomycetes, Mycosphaerellales, Mycosphaerellaceae. The transcript has a single exon. Bases 1 to 288 code for a protein of 95 amino acids.
AUGUGCUAUGCCAACAUGAUUACCUGGAUGGAGUGUGGACACUUCCGUGUGAUCCAGCAGAUGUGCUCCGAGGCCAAGGAACGGUCUCCUCCAUCGUUAUGUCUCAGUGCACAUGAGCCUGUCGCUACUGACAUUGACGCCGCGCAUGGCGUGUGCCCGGACUUGGCCAAACAUCCACUCUUACCUGGACAAGAGCGACCAUCCCAAUGGGCCGUCGGAAUGGGGAUUGAGCGCACUAGUGGCAAGGGCAGAGGACAGUACCGGACUGAUGGACCUAUGAAGACCUGA